UCCAAAUUAUUACAACAGUAGAAAAGUAAAUAUCAAACCAUGGGAGAAUAUGGUAUGAGCAUUACCGCCGCCGCUGUCAGCUUCCUCAUCAUCCUCUAUCUGCCAACUUAUUGUAAUGCAAUUGUUAGAAGAGCAAACCAUUCCAUUCCCCAAGGAGAUGUUGAUCUUUUAGAAUUCCCACUGAAUUUAGAGUACCUAGAAGCAGAAUUCUUCUUAUAUGGCUCUCUGGGAUAUGGUUUGGAUAAAGUUGCACCAAAUCUAACCAUGGGAGGGCCACCCCCCAUUGGUGCUAAAAUGGCUAAGUUGGGUCCUUUCAUCAAGGACAUCAUAUUGCAAUUUGCCUAUCAGGAAGUUGGUCACUUGAGGGCAAUUAAAGAUACAGUCGAAGGAUUUCCAAGGCCAUUGCUAGACUUGAGUUCAGCGUCAUUUGCCAAAGUGAUGGAUAAAGCAUUUGGUCGUCCGUUGUAUCCACCUUUUGAUCCUUAUGCUAAUGGCUUGAAUUUCCUUCUCGCAUCCUACAUUAUUCCUUAUAUUGGACUCACUGGGUAUGUUGGAGCAAAUCCAAGUCUUGAGUCUGCUGUAGCCAAGAAGCUUGUUGCAGGACUGCUGGGUGUUGAAUCAGGUCAAGAUGCAGUAAUCAGAGCGCUACUUUAUCAACAUGCAACUAAAAAGGUUGAACCAUAUGGAGUGACAGUGGCAGUGUUCACGCAGCGCAUUUCAGAUCUGCGGAAUAAGUUAGGACGUGCAGGUAUAAAAGAUGAAGGCAUUGUGGUACCCAAAAACGAGGGUGCUGAGGGUAAGAUUACAGGGAACGUGCUUGCUGGAAAUCAAAACUCACUCUCAUUUCCAAGAACGCCCCAGGAAAUUCUAAGGAUUUUGUAUGGUGGGGGUAAUGAGCAUGUUCCUGGGGGUUUCUAUCCAGAGGGAGCCGAUGGCCGCAUCGCUAAAUCCAUGGCACGUAGCAAAUAAUGCUGUUCUAGUGGCACGUAGCAAAUAAUGCUGUUCUAGAUGUUUUCUACUUCUAGAUCAUCAAUAAAGAGGAUUUCACUUGCUUUAUCAUGGAGUCAUCCUUCUCCUCCCAGCUUAUCUACCGUUCUAUCACAACGAAGGUGUUUUUUGUAACUCUUCCACAGAUACGACUCUUUAUUGUAUUUCAUGAUUUCAUUAAUCAAUAAAUGGUCUCUCUUUCCUAUUAUAAAAAUAAAAAUAAAAAUAAAAAUAAAAUUCCAAUAGUAA
Messenger RNA from Benincasa hispida (wax gourd), 1236 nucleotides. Its product is annotated as desiccation-related protein PCC13-62-like. Lineage: Eukaryota; Viridiplantae; Streptophyta; Magnoliopsida; Cucurbitales; Cucurbitaceae. The record is from RefSeq and is a predicted model, not a curated record.